GUUUCUCAAUUACGCAUAGCCCGCGUUCGUUCGGAAGAAGGGAAGAGAGAGCGAUAGAGUCAUAGAGACCGUUCUUCGUUCUUUCUUCUCUCCCUUCUUCUUCUUCUUCCCUUCCGUCUUCUUACGAAUCUAUUAAUUGCGCUCCACUUUUCUUUCUCUAUCAGAUAUCUCAGAUCCGAUCACCUCAUUCCCUUUCUUUCUUUCUUGCGGUUCCGAGGUUGAUCUCCGACGACCCCGGCCUCGUCUAGAUCGGGGGGCGACGAUCCUUGGUUUAUCGACAAAUCGCGCGCGUCCGCGACGGAAUUUCGACAGGAUCGGCCGUUUAUGGCGUCCUCGGCACCUAGACAUGGCUACCCCGGCCAUCCUCAGGGGCCGCCCGACGCUCUAGCCGCGGGUAUUCAGAACCUGUACGUGACUCGCCCUAACGCGCCGGUUACUCGUCCUCCGUCCUUUGCCGGCGCCGGAUCCUCCCCAAUGCCCAUCGCUCGCACGGACGCACCUACGUACGCUCCUCCUCUUCGGGGCGUGUCGCCUCCGCCGUUUGUGACGGGGAAUAUUGGGCCUGGUCGACCGAUGGGGUUCGCUCAGCCGCCUCCUCCGGCCGCGUCUAGGCCGGGCCCGUUCUCCGCUUCGCCGCCGUCAAGCGGUCCGACGGCUAUAAGUAACGGACCAGCAGCGUUUGUGCCUCCUGGAUCUCGAUUUCCUCCUACCGUGCAGGGUCCGCCUGGUUUGGCGCGUGGGCCGCCGCCACCUGGCGUACGUCCGAUGGCUGAUAGUCAGAACGUUCCCGGCAUCCUGCCGCAGGUUCAACAGUCUCGCGCCCCAUUUUUAGGUGGCAGCCAAGGAGUACCGGGUCCAAUGAUGCAGCCCCAGGCGACGCCGUUCGUGGGCGCUAGUCAUGCUUCAGUUGCCCCACCGAUGCAAGCAGCCCCAGCGCCAUUCAGCGGUGGCCAAUCUGGUUCACCCACUAUGCGGCCGCCUGCGCCUCCGUUCUUGGGAGCUACUCAGAGCGUACCCCCGUUGAUGCAGGCACCUCCAGCACCAUUUAUGGGUAGCAGCCAACCUAUGCCACCUCCCAUGCAACAGCCUCCUCCGCCAUUUGUAGGUGGUAGUCAAGUCAUGCCUCCGCCACCACCACCCACGUCCUUACCGUACGGCUCCCAACCAUGGCCGAGUCAGCUCGCUCAGACUCCACAAGUUCCAGUUUUGGGUGGAAGUAUGCAGACGCCACGAAUGUAUAGUCCUGGAGCACCACCUCCUCCAAACCAACCUGUUCCUCUUGGGCCACCUGGUAUGGGUCAUCCACCAGGAACUGGACUACUGGGCAUGACGCGAGCAGGUUCUCCUGUUGGUGCAUCUCCAAUGGCAGGGGCUUCUAAAAUUGACCCAACCCAGAUGCCUCGACCAUUACCCACUUCCUCCAUGAUAACAUUUGAAACCCGUCAGAACAAUCAAGCAAACCUUCCCCCGCCUGCCACAAGUGACUAUGUGGCCAGAGAUACAGGGAAUUGCAGCCCACGGUACAUGAGAUGUACCAUGAAUCAGAUUCCUUGCACCAGUGACCUUUUGUCAACAUCAAGCAUGCCAUUGGCUCUGCUAGUUCAACCUUUAGCAUUUCCUCAUCCUUUGGAGGAGCCUAUCCAAGUUGUGGAUUUUGGGGAAGGUGGACCUGUUCGCUGUUCUCGUUGUAAGGGUUAUAUCAAUCCUUUCAUGAAGUUCAUUGAUCAUGGGAAACACUUUAUUUGCAAUCUUUGUGGUUUUACUGAUGAGACACCUCGCGACUAUUACUGCAAUUUAGGACCCGAUAGUAGGCGUCGGGAUGCUGAUGAAAGGCCUGAAUUGUGCCGGGGAACCGUUGAAUUUGUUGCCUCAAAGGAAUACAUGGUUCGUGAUCCAAUGCCUGCUGUUUUUUUCUUCCUUGUGGAUGUCUCCAUGAAUGCCAUUCAAAGUGGGGCAACUGCAGCAGCUUGCAGUGCAGUGGCUCAAAGCAUUAAUGACCUUCCUCAGGAGAGUCCUCGGACCAUGGUUGGUUUUGCAACAUAUGAUUCAACUGUUCAGUUCUACAAUCUUAAGAGGCAUCUGCAGCAGCCUUUGAUGCUUAUUGUUCCUGAUGUCCAAGAUGUUUAUACCCCACUGGAGACUGAUCUGAUUGUUCAACUUUCUGAGUGCCGGCAGCACUUGGAGCAGUUGCUUGAUAACAUCCCGACGAUGUUCCAGAAUAACAAGGUUCCAGAGUCAGCAUUUGGUGCGGCUGUCAAGGGUGCAUUUUUGGCUAUGAAGUCAACAGGAGGAAAACUACUGGUGUUUCAUUCAGUGCUGCCAUCUGUUGGCAUUGGAUCUCUAUCUGCAAGGGAAGUCGAAGGAAGAGCAAAUGUUUCUGCUGGAGAAAAAGAGGCCCAUAAGUUGCUUCAGCCAGCAGACAAAACCUUAAAGACCAUGGCAAUAGAAUUUGCUGAACAUCAGGUCUGUGUAGACUUAUUUGCCACAACCCAAAGCUAUGUCGACAUUGCCUCCUUGUCCGUAAUUCCCAGAACUACUGGUGGGCAGGUCUACUACUAUUAUCCAUUUUCAGCAGUAUCUGAUUCUGCAAAGUUAUAUAAUGAUCUUCGGUGGAACAUCACGAGACCCCAAGGUUUUGAGGCAGUGAUGCGAGUCAGAUGCAGUCAGGGGCUUCAAGUUCAGGAAUACUUUGGGAACUUCUGCAAGCGAAUUCCUACGGAUGUUGAUCUUCCAGCGAUUGAUUGUGAUAAAACUAUCAUGGUCACGUUCAAACAUGAUGAUAAAUUUCAGGAUGGUGCUGAAUGUGCCUUUCAGUGUGCCCUUCUGUAUACUACAGUUUAUGGACAGAGAAGAAUUCGUGUCACUACCUUAUCUCUUCCAUGUACAAGUGUGCUUAGUAAUCUAUUUCGUGCUGCUGAUUUGGAUGCUCAGUUCACUUGUUUCUUGAAGCAAGCUGGAAAUGACAUCCCUACAACUCCUCUUGUUCAAGUCAGGGACCAAGUAACAAACCUCUGCAUCAAUAUACUAUCUUCAUAUCGCAAAUUUUGCGCAACUGUUUCAUCAUCUGGGCAGUUGAUUCUACCUGAAGCACUUAAGCUUUUGCCUCUGUAUACAUUAGCAUUGGUAAAAAGUGUGGGGUUGCGCGUUGAUGGCCGAAUAGAUGAACGGUCCUACUGGAUCAGUCAUGUUGCCUCCCUCUCAGCAUCUUCUGCAGUUCCGCUUGUUUAUCCUAGAAUGCUGCCUAUCCAUACUCUCACUUCGAAGGCAGUUAUCGAUCAGGAAACAAAUGAUUCACUUAUGCCUCCUCCUCUACCACUAUCAAGUGAACAUAUAACUGACAAUGGAAUCUUUCUUUUGGAAAAUGGCGAGGAUUGUCUUGUAUAUAUUGGGAAUUCUGUCAACCCAGACAUUUUACAGCAACUAUUUGGUGUGUCAUCUGUGGAUAGCAUUUCUAAUCAGUUUUUGCUACAGCAGUUUGACAAUGAACUAUCAAGGAAGCUAAAUGAAGUGGUGAAUUAUAUAAGACGCCAGAGAUGUUCUUACCUUCGAUUCAGAUUAUGCAGAAAAGGAGAGCCAUCAGGGCAUCUAUUCUUUUCAUAUAUGGUGGAAGACAAGACCCCAGCAGGCCUGUCGUAUGUGGAAUUCCUCGUGCAUAUCCAUAGGCAAAUUCAGACCAAAAUGUCUUGACCUGUUUUAUUAGGAUCUAGAUCAAAAUCCUUGGUCCAUAUCCAAGUUCCACAUACUGGGGUUUCAAUCUGGAAAAUGCAAUUCAAGAGGUUUUGUGUUAGGCCAUUCUUGCACGCUGCAGCUGUUGAGUCUCUGGGAUCUCAGAUUGGGAAAUGGAAUUUUGAUGCAUUUGGUGGAGGUUGCCAACAUCCAGGUGCAGAAGAGCUCUUUAUCAGAAAAGAGAAGGUAAUAAACGGAUUCGGAUAUUUGGCUAGUUUGACUUAACCAUAUUAAAGUUGUUUCAAGGACAAUAGUGUAAGAUAAAUGGAGAGGGUCCUGGGUUUAGGAUAAGAGUGUUCCUUUUUUCCCCCUGUUCCUCCUUGGCUUGGAAAAAAGAAAAGUUGGGCACCAUCUGUAUGCCCAUCAACUCUGUUACUCUUGUUUCUCUAAACUUCACCGAAUGAUUGGGAUUAUUGUGUAAGGGUCUUUGUUCAUAGAAAAUGGAGGCUGCCCGUAAUGUAUUAAUUUGACUGCAGUUUGAGCCUGAGUUGUAUGAGUGCAUUAUCCAAGCUCCUGUAAUUUCAUUUGUGGAGACAGAGAGAGAGGGAGAGAGAGAAAGAGAGCAGAAUUGUAUUCGAUUGUGAACUUGAUUUUGUUAUACUGCGAGCAUAUGAUCGUGGGGUUCCUGAAUUUAUACUGAA
Nymphaea colorata (pocket water lily) is the source of this 4367-nucleotide messenger RNA. Its product is annotated as protein transport protein Sec24-like At4g32640. The record is from RefSeq and is a predicted model, not a curated record. Gene Ontology annotation, molecular function: zinc ion binding; SNARE binding. The transcript is spliced from 24 exons. The coding region runs from base 325 to 3687 and encodes 1120 amino acids. Gene Ontology annotation, cellular component: COPII vesicle coat; endoplasmic reticulum exit site. Gene Ontology annotation, biological process: intracellular protein transport; endoplasmic reticulum to Golgi vesicle-mediated transport; COPII-coated vesicle cargo loading. NCBI's taxonomy places the organism in Eukaryota, Viridiplantae, Streptophyta, Magnoliopsida, Nymphaeales, Nymphaeaceae.